GGAAACUCAUGGAGGAGGAGGAGGAGGAGAAGGAGGCUUUUUUUUUUGAAUACUUGAAGACGCGACGUCAUGAGUAUUCUCGCAGAUGUUCGUGUUAGAGACAACCAGACUAAGCAGAUUCAAGAAAUGGUGACAAAUGUGGAGAAACACUUUGGGGAGCUCUGCCAGCUUUUCGGUGCCUAUGCCCGUAAAACAGCGAGGCUACGGGACAAAGCCGACCUGCUAGUGAAAGAGAUGAACGUUUAUGGGGACACCGAGACACCAAAUCUGAGAUACGGGUUGAAACAUUUCGCAGAUCAACUGGCAAAGGUUCAGGAUUACCGGCAAGCUCAGGUUGAAAGACUAGAAGCCAAAGUGAUUGAACCUUUAAAAAGUUAUGGGACUAUCGUGAAGCUCAAGAGGGAAGACCUCAAAGCAACUUUGAGUGCCAGAAGUCGUGAAGCAAAACAGAUGCAGCAGCUGGAACGAAUGAGGCAAAAGAACCCAUCAGAUCGACAAAUAAUUUCUCAGGCUGAGAGUGAUCUUCAGAGAGCAACAAUGGAUGCCACACGCACAACACAGCAACUUGAGGAAACCAUUGAUGAUUUUGAAAAGAGAAAAAUAAGAGAUAUAAAGAAAAUCCUGGGAGAAUUUGUUACUAUUGAAAUGGCAUUCCAUGCAAAGGCUUUGGAGGUUUACACAACUGCAUUUCAUCAUAUACAGAAUGUGAAAGAAGAUGAGGAUCUACAGGUCUUCAGAAGUACGCUGCGGCCUACAGACUACCAGUCUCGCUUAGAAAUAGUUCGUGCUAAUUCCGGAUCUUCAUUGAACAGAACUGGUUCAAUAAAGACUAUGUCAGGGACUCUACAGCAGCAAACUGUAAGCAGGCCGCUUAAAAAAGAUGAUGAUGAACUAGAAGAUGAGGAAGAGGAGGAAGAUGAAGAUCUGGAUGGUACAGAAGAUGAAAAUUAGUUAAUAUCAGUGUUUUCUGCCUUAAUGAUGUAUUAUUUCAAUUAUAUAUGAAAAAUGUUUUUCCAUUUAUUUUUAAACCAAUAAACUUCUGUUUUUAAUGUUCA
This is a messenger RNA of Polypterus senegalus (gray bichir), 1055 nucleotides long. It is a transcript of the gene cibar1, whose product is annotated as CBY1 interacting BAR domain containing 1. The record is from RefSeq and is a predicted model, not a curated record. The transcript has 9 exons. Bases 70 to 951 code for a protein of 293 amino acids. Gene Ontology annotation, cellular component: ciliary transition zone; ciliary basal body. Lineage: Eukaryota; Metazoa; Chordata; Cladistia; Polypteriformes; Polypteridae. Gene Ontology annotation, biological process: cilium assembly.